AGGGUGAUUAAAUUACUUGACAGACUGUUUAUUUCAAAAGAAAUUCCUUAUCACUUACAAGUAGUAUUCAACAAAUGAUAAGCGCAUUAAAACCCACGUCGAACAGUCUACUUCUGGAAAAUGUUGUGGAACGUGAUUGUCAGUUUCAUUGUCACUGCCAUCUUUUGUAAGAGCGUCACUGCAAGUCCCAGCAAUCAACAAACGGAAUGCGGACAACGAAAGCAGCUAGCUCGGGAGUUGAUACACCACGGCCACCAAUCCCGAUCGGGAGAAUGGCCUUGGCAUGUCGCAGUGUUCCAUAAAAUCAACGCGCAAGCUGACUCAAGUUACGCCUGUGGAGGUACGACCAUAUCGCGGAAGUUUGUACUAACUGCGGCGCACUGUACUUAUCCCGAGUAUAAGACUCGACCGCUGCGGGCCAAGGAGAUGCUGGUACGGGCGGGGAUUGCGAAUCUGUACAGCUUGGAGCACUCGCUGCAGGAGGUUGGAGUUGAGGAGAUCGUGAGGCAUGCGGAGUUCAACACAAGAACGUUGGAGGAUGAUAUUGCGCUGCUGAAGUUGGAGGUGGAAUUUCAGGUUACGGAUUACGUGAAACCGCUUUGUUUGUGGAGUGGAAGUAGCGUUGAGGAGCUGAUCAUCGGGAAGAAGGGAAGUUCUGCUGGUUGGGGCGAGGAUGAAAAGCAUAAGCUGACUGGCGCGUUGAAGCACGUUCCGAUGUUGAUCGUGUCGAGACGUCGCUGUCGGGAUAGUGAUCCAGACUAUUACACGAGAUUCCUGUACGAUCGGAAGAUGUUCUGCGCUGGGUUCCGGAACGGAUCUACACCGGCUUCCGGAGACAGCGGAGGAGGGCUGUACAUCGAGGGGAAGGACGGCAAGUGGGGACUGCGAGGGAUUCUGAGCAACGGGAAGAUCGAGGCUGAGACUCGGUUGGUGGAUCGGAAGAGCUUCGUUGUGUUUGUUGAUGUGGCGUAUUAUCUACCAUGGAUUAGGAAGAGCACCAACAUCAGUGCGGAUGGAGAGGACACGGCGCUGUUCAACCAGGACUUCUCCACGUGUGGUUUGCUUCCGGAGGUCAGACAACAACGACCGUGGCCUUGGCAGGGGGAAGUGUAUCGGAACGCUAGUGGAAUACAUCGGUUGUGUGACGUAGCGAUCAUCAGCGAGCUGUUCCUCGUAUCACCAGCGAAGGUAUACCGGAAUGCUGAGAUUCGAAAUCCUUCCAGGUUGAUUCUGACCUUCAAGAUUCUGGAGAAGGGAAGGUAUCGCUUGUUACACCACCAACGAAUACGACACGAGAAAUUCGAUGCAGCUAGUGGCAGGAACAACAUAGCUUUGCUGGAGCUGAUCUCUCCCUUGAAGUUCACUGAGAUGUUGCGUCCGAUAUGUCUGUGGAGAGGUGAUCCGAAGGAUCUUGUUGUAAACAAUACCAAUCUUGGACGAUCAGUGGACAAACUUCAGAUGAACUGUACCCUCGGAAUCAACUACAUCUGCAUUGAAACAAACUCUCCACCAACUUUGAACAGUACAUUCUACUUUGAAGAUGAAGAAUUGUGGUAUCUACGAGGACUCACAACCACCAUAUCUCAAGAAGAUCAACCUAAUAGCAUUCUUCUGCUAGACGUCGCACGCUACACAGGGUGGAUCGAAAACAACACCGUUUUCCGCACGAAAAACCUGCUCAACAAUGUUGAUUGCUCCUUACCGUUCAUCAAUGACUACACGUUCUUAUCUACAAGAGCUGGUGAAAUGAAAUGCUUUGCUACGCUCGUCAGUCCAUCACUCAUGCUGACUCUAGCUUCAUGUCUUGAGAACUCCUCUGUUCCGGAUUUGUACGGCACAAGUGGUGACCAAUCCUCUCAAAUCAUAAAGAUCUUCUUUCAUCCUUCAUACAAUGGCUCGACCAGACCUAACAAUCUUGCCAUCGUUCAGCUCGACAGACCUCUGGACACCACUCCCUUCUGCAUUCUUUUCGACUCCUCCCGAACGGGUUCCCGACUCAGACUUCUUCUCCCCACCAAAGGUCCCAAGAAGUACUUCUUUGACUUAGACGAAAGUCAACCCUGCAACGAGGGGACCAUCGAUCACUCCCAGCUGUGGGUGGGUCGAGCAACAAUUGGCCAAAACGAAGGCCAAUUAAAUCGAGCUCGGAAUCGUUUCUAUCUGUGGGGCGUUAAGCUUCGUCCUUUGGCCAGAUAAAAUGGAUUACUUCUUGGAAGCGGGAAAAAACAACUCUGCUCGAUACUAAAUCCUUCCUCAAUGUAAUGACCCACUUUUGGCGAGAAGGCGGCAGGGAAAUUCGGGUGGAAAACGGUGGUUCCUUCGAGCAAGAAAAGCCAUUCGGUUUAAUUAAUCAAUUAUGUCUGGAUCGUUCAGCAUAGAUUGGGGGAACGUGGGCAAGAAAAUGCAGGAAAGUCACUUUUUGCUGGUGGUCUUUAAGCGGCCAUUAGGAUGGCUCGAUUUCGGAUGAAGAUAUGGAAUGGUAUCGAGAUGAUUACGGUUCUUUGGUGGCAUAUUUGUUAAAUACUAUUUUCUAAAAUAGCUUAAACUAAUUGUAUCAUAAUUUCUAUUAGGAUAUAACAAAAUAUAUCAAUUUUGCGAAUAUUUCAUGCCACGAUACUGAAACCUCCACUUCGAUUAACCAAGUUCAACCAACUGCUACAAAUCAAAGACUCAAUAUCCGCUCGGGAAACCCCAUCGAAACUCGAUUGUUUCUGCUCGACGACGACGUCCAUAAAUAAGAUGCAAACGCCUUCGCCGCAUGCAUAAAUCUGCCACUUUCCUGGAACCGGAAUCCAAUCCUAGGCCACAGCUGGAGCCCGUCGUCGGCAUCGUGUCCUUUAACCGUCGUCGCGUCAGUAACAAGAAAAAAAAGUUUGGCCCUUUCAAUAUCUUUAUCGGAGAGGUCGGAUCCUUCGUCGACGACGAGUUCGAUGAACCUCGUGGAUUUCUUGGAAAAUAAUUAAAUCAUUAAUCAUUAAUGGUUAUUUCAUCAAUAGAAAUUCAAUUUUCCAUAAAAGCUUCUCAUGACGUGAAUCGCUGAAUGAUUUUCGAGCAAAAAUAACAGCAAAUUUCUCGGAAAGUAAACGAUAUUGCUCCGGCCAGAUUCAAUUAUCUGACUAACCAACCGUAAAUAAAUAUAUACAUCUCAAAAGUCCCCGGCAACAGCGUCGUCGUCGGCGGUGCUGACGUCGACCUCGUCGGAUCCUCUGGGGCCGGUCGGUGUUGUUCGACAUGCUCCAGUAGACCAGCAGCGUUUUCGGGGUCGUCAUCGUCGUUAAUGCCCCGAGGUCACCAACCAACCCCAUCGAACAGCGGCAACUUUGGCCGAAACCACUUUAUUAUGACCCUGUGAGGCUUCCUGGAAGAUGGGUUUUGCUUUCCCGCGAAAGCUUUACUCAGCUGUGUUGUUCUGGUUGAUUCGCGGAAAAUCUGUAGCGUUUUCAUUUAAAUUUGACUGUUGAUUCAAUACUAUAAUAACUUUCAACAAUGCUGCAGUGACCACCGUUCCUAAAUA
Molecule: messenger RNA, 3514 nt
Organism: Culex pipiens pallens (northern house mosquito)
Lineage: Eukaryota; Metazoa; Arthropoda; Insecta; Diptera; Culicidae
Product: polyserase-2-like
Exons: 3
Coding region: 121-2196 (691 amino acids)
Biological process (GO): proteolysis
Molecular function (GO): serine-type endopeptidase activity
Source: RefSeq, a predicted model, not a curated record